UGAGAUUAUUUAUUGUUUGUUCAGUUAUUUAUUCAAUGCAUUAUAAAAUAUUAUUUAUUUUUAUUUUAAAAUAUUUUAUUAAUUUAUCUUUUGCAACCAUAAGCACACACGUUAAAUGGGAUAAAUCACAAGGAGAUUUUAUUCCUAUAAACAACACUUCUGUUGAUCAAUUUGAAAGUCCAUUUCGUAAACGAUCGCAUCAAUUAGAAGUUCAUAAAUUUCAAGGCGAAUUAAUAAAACUUGCUUAUUAUGAGGAAAAAAAUCUUAUUGACUUUUAUGACAAAGAUUCAAAAGUUACUGGAAUCUGUGGAGAAAUAUGGAAUAUAUUAUCAGAAUAUUUAAACUUUACACUUUUGCCAGUUAAAAUUAAAGACACUAAUUUUGGACGUAAAACAGCGAAUGGUACUUACACUGGAUUAUUAGGAAUAUUAGAAAGAAGAGAAGUGCAUGUCUUACCACGGGUCAAUUAUUAUUUGGCCCAUUGGAAUAUGAUGGAUUAUACCGUUCCAGUAUGGAAGAAUAGUGCACAUAUGUAUAACCGUCCAGAGUAUAAAUCCAACGAAUCAUGGAUCUUUCGAUUGUUCAGUUGGCGAGUAUGGCUAUUGUUGGCGACAAUGUUAAUUAUUUUCAGUGUACUAGGAAGUUUAUCUGAAAAAAUAUUACCUGCACAAACUCAAAAAGAUUAUUUAAGACUUCAGGAUUAUUUUUUUUACACGUUUGCUACAUUCUGUUCUCAAGGCUGGUUACCACAAGCUUUAGAAGAAAAAUGCAAGAUACUUGAAUUGUCAAAACGAAUAUUUUCUUGGUUUCUUCUUAUUACUAUUAGUACUCAUUUAGUAUCUCAUAUGACAAACACUGCUAUGGUUCCACCAUUUAGUAACUUUGAAUCACUUCUCAACAGUACAAAUUAUCAGAUUUUAGUUCACAAUGGAUCAUUGUCUUUCGCAAGGAUCAAAAUGGAAGCUGAAGUUCACGGUAAACAAUACUUGAGUCGUUUUCAUUUCGUAGCUUCUAAAGAAAGAAUGACUCACCGAGCUUGCUGGAGUAAAAAAAAAUAUGCCAUUGUUGAAGCUGAUGACCGACAACAAGCUUCAGGUAUGAAAAAUUGUUACUUAGUUAAAACUGGCGAGCCCCUUUUUUCAACUUGGACCACUAAUGGAAUUGUCAAAGGAUUUAAAUAUAAGCGUUCUUUUGAUAUAGGGAUUAUUAGAUUGCAUGAAUGUGGUCUACUUGAUGGUCUGAUAGAUCGUUGGAUGCCAUCCAAAAUUACACAGUUAAAUGAUUAUGUUGGAUAUAGUAUAAAUUUUGAUCACGUUUUCAUACUUUUUGUAAUAAUGUUCUUCGCCGGGAUAGUUUCUAUUUUUAUAUGUGUUGUUGAAAAUAUUGUAUUUUUACAUAAUCGUUAUUUAAAUGAGAAAAAAAAGUUGAUUAUACAAAAAAAACGACGGCAACAACGGAUUCACGCUAAACGAUUUUUAUUCAUAACCAAAACGCAAUUGAAAACUUUGAAAGCAUCUGCAAAAACUCGACACUUUUUCAAAUGAUUUAUUCAACUUGUUUGUGAAAUUUAUUCGUCUCACUUUAAAGUGUCAAAAUUAUUAUCGAAAUAAAAAUAAACGGUAAUUAUUGUUAUCAUUUUUUAAAUUUCAAAAAUUUUUUAGCAACUUUUUAAAAUUAUUUGAUUGCCUUCAAAUUUAUUGAAGCUCGUUAUCGUAUUUGUAAAAUAAUAAGUCAAAUAUUUUAGAGUGAGAACUGAUAAAAAAAAACAAAAAAAACUAAUGAUUGUCACCCUAAUUUAUAUUCGUAAUAUGCACGGAAAAAAAUUUACUGUUGCAGCAACAGGAGGCAUUCAUGGUGGAGCAACGGGAUUUUCCUGUAGCUGCAACAGGAGUCAGCCAUGUUGC
Microplitis mediator is the source of this 1904-nucleotide messenger RNA. RefSeq lists its product as uncharacterized. The transcript has 7 exons. Lineage: Eukaryota; Metazoa; Arthropoda; Insecta; Hymenoptera; Braconidae. The coding region runs from base 36 to 1544 and encodes 502 amino acids. The record is from RefSeq and is a predicted model, not a curated record.